AUGACUGAAGAGGGCGGGGACGCUGAACAGCCCAUGGCCAGCAUGUUCAUCGAACUCUGUCAGCUGACUGAUGGGGUACCUUGGACUUUGCGAGGACAGCAAGAACCUACAAGUGGGCCGAAGCGCUACUGGCAUGAACGCUACCGCUGGGUGGAAAUGGAGGAGGCCUUCGACACUGCUGUCGGCGAAUUUUCACCGCCAGAGGUGCCAAACUUCACCUAUGAGGAAAUCAAUGUCUUCAAAAGCCGAGUAAAGAAAGGUGAGGCUGAAGGUGCUCUUGUCCUUCUGAGAGCCGGGGUCAGAGUAGUUGGCUAUUCAGCAGGAUUGAAAUUGGCUGCAUGUUAGAGGUAACUGGAUACGAGCACACUCAUAACUAUCGGGUCGAUAAAAACUAGGACCUUGAUGACAAGUCCAGCAGUUCGCAUACGAGUGGUCACCGGAAUUGUACGCUAAUAACUUGUACUGGCGCGGGGUUGUUUGCUGUACCAGAUCGCUUGAAGCUCUUCAUUAACUUCCAUAUUAUGUUGCAUAUCGAUAGACUGUGCUAUAACGGUAAAGGUAACUCUCGUUUACCCUAGUCCCUCAAAUUUACACUGGAGAUUCCGUUGCCAUGCUCAUGUAGGAACACUCAAUUGCACCAGUGAGGUUACCCGCUGCACAAUCGUCUGAAAUGGUAUGCCCUCAUUGCCGUGAUAUAAAAAGGGGGUAAAAAGUUCGCAAAACAACUGGAGACUCGUUUUCGAUAGUGUCAGGUACGAUCUUCAAAACGCUGUCGUCUGAGAACCUCACCAUUUUCGCCUCAUCCACAUAGUAUUCGAAUGAGCACUUGCUGCGUUUCAACUGCUAGUGGGUUGGUUUGCCGUGGGUGAAAACAACACCCCGUUUUCAUGGAACGUUUUGGCUAUCCAGAUUCACGAAAAAGUCUUUCUAGCAGAAUUUCCGUUUAUAUGAAGGUGUCUGAUUGAAAAUAGCAUUUGUAAGCAAAGUAUACAACGAGCGCGGUUAAGAGGAACAUUUUCAUGCCCUCUGUGCAAGUCAUUUUUGAAAAUAAUUUUUGUCUGAGGUAAAAUUCGAUACCAGGUAGCCCAGAAGACUCCACAAACUCCCGCACUAAGAAGUACUUUGACAGUGUGUGUCAGAGCAAAGCCGAUGGCAUACUUCUGCUCCAACCCCUCGCAACUAAGCAGGGAACUGCGGUGUUGACACUCGUUUAGACAUACCUGCUCGUACAAAUGAUGUGACCUGAUAGGACAGUUCAACCGUCGUUGCGGACGAUGUCUGCCAUGUGUUCCAAAACAAGGUGAAGCAGGUACGGUAACUUGCGCGUGAUUUAGUUUAUGGUGAAUGUGGACUUGCGCAGCAUCUACCUCACUCUCUCCUUCCUCACCUGGACCUGGUGUGAAGACAGAGACAAGAAGACUGGAGCCGGGGGGAGGGGGGAGGGCGCAGGCGUGUGACCUGAUACACUGUGGUCUAUACCGGUAUGCUGUCAUUGAGACUGAAUUCAGAGAGACGAAAAGCCACAAACAUACUGCAAAUGCCCAAGUGAGGUUUGCAAAAACUUACGUAUUGAAAAGCUCACAGGUUUCGUUUUGUCUAACUGAUAGUUAAACAAGCAGUCUUUUGACGAUAAAUCACGCUCUUUUUCAUUAAACAUUCUGAAUACCCAGACUCCCCAAAGAAUCUGUCCACAUGAAUCGUCUCUCAUACGAUGGCAUGUGAUGAACGAAUUAUUUUCGCAAGUUAAGAUGAAAAAGAGUCGCCGUUAUAAGAUAGUUGGUACGUCGCACGAGGAAGUCCUUUUUGAAGAUAUUUCACGUAACUCGGCCAUUUGCCCGACCUCUUAUUGGCAGACUAUUCUGGUCAUCAAUGAACUAUGUUAAAAAAUAUGCCAUGUUUGCAGUCACGUUUAAGAGGUAAUUCUUCAGGGAAGAUGAGCCUUAUGCAACUCUGUCUUAAUAAGCCGCCUGGUAACUGGGUUUAGUCAGUCGGAAACGUUCUAAAUUUCUGAAAUGCACUGCUUGCCAAAACUUUUAGGAUGCUCUUUAAAAUGAAUUGUCCGGAAAAAGCGAAUUGUUGGGUGCCUACUUGGUAGAAAAUUUUCAUUGACGUCUGAUGCCUGCCUGACACUUUAAUUACUCCUUUAUUAGAGUCCUGUAUUACUUCUAGCAGAGAAAAUUGGGCGAGGUUUGGUCCUGCAGCCCUACCUGACUUAUACAAUAUUGGAUAGCUUUCUAAAAAACCUUAGUAUAUGCAAAUAUGCCGACUUUACAAAUAUCACGUAUUUGCAUUUUCCUUACCAUUUUAAUCCACAGUGUGUCUGUGCCACUGGGGUAGGAGUGCUUAUAUGCCAGCCUCGGUUACUUCAGGUAUCAGUUCAUACGCCCUUCAUUUCGUCUGCUUCGAGCCCUGCUUGCCCUAUAUUUACUAUCCUAAUCCAGCGAAUUACCACGCGGUUCCGUCCGUGGCUUUCCAGUUGCGAUGGCGCUCUCCUUACCCUCUCAAUCCAGCGAGCGGCUGUGUCGCGGGGAGUGUGUGUACACCCUACCUUCACUCGCUUCCCAGCGCGUGUUUCGAGCUCUGCUUGCGCUCUCCUUUCCUUCCUAAUCCAUCAGGUUAGGUAUGUUAUGUUAGCAAGUUAACCUUACGGUAUCAAUCAAGUGGGGCUGCAAAACCAAAAGUUGCCGAAAAUUGUAGCUGAAGCGGUGUGGAGAAAUGACGCUAGCUCACAAGUUGCGGCUCAAUUGACGAGAUCCGACCACACAUUCAACUUUGACGAGGCCGAAAUUCUCGCAAGAAGUGACAGCCGCAUGAGCCGGGAACUGUUUGAGUCAUGGGUUACUGGCCCCCAGUCCAUUAAGAAGUGCAAUGAUCUUCCCAUUAUAUACUCGGUGCUGAGACUUCGUCUAGGCGGAGUAAUUGGCCACGCGGGUAGCGCACAGGUGAACACUUCUCCCAACACCAGGGUCAGCGCGUCAGAUGGUCGAACAAUCAUCACACCAAGAUCCAAAACACGUGAUGAAAUUGCAGCAAUUAACGGCGCGAAUGUCGGUCCUCAAACGAUCAUCACGCCACGUGCAACGAUCGCGGAUGAAGGGGGGAGGGAGCCGUGAAUAUUCAUAGGUAUGCGGUAGCAUGGCGACUGCAUCCUAUAAAUACUGCAGCCCCUUGUGCAUGAACCACCCGUAUCUGCCUUUGUCUCUGUUGAUGGGUUCGAGAAGGAAUCCGAAACGUCAGGCUAAUAAAGCUCUUGUCCCAGCGAUCGUAUUUCCUUCUUCAAGAUUGUAGGGGAAGUUAUUUCGCUCGAGGUGGUGGUUAGUGCAGAGCUCGGAAUUCCUAUCAGAAUCAGAUUUCUUCAAAAAUGCUUUUGUAACAGCUGAGUUCGUAAGAAAUGGACGAGCUGAUAAUUUCACGGAGGAUGUCGGGGUAAGCAUGCGCCCAUUAGACGCAAGCAGGGAAGGAGUCAGAUCCUAAAAUUAGUGGGAGUACUCUAACGUCCGGCAAUGGCGAAGAAGUGUAGGCAUGGUUGCCAUAGAACGUGACAUGUGUCAACCGCAUGGAGAGAGCGAAACGAAGAACGUGCAUUUACUUCGGGUGAGUUCUGGCUUUACCUUAUUCCUGCACAGCAUGGAAGUGGUUGACGCCCGAUUACAGUCAAGACCAUUGAACAAACGGGCAGCUGAAUAGGUAUUUCUGCCCCCGAGGACUAUCUCCAUCUGAAACCCCAUAAACGAACGGAUUGAGAACUCGACAGCGUCCAGAGAACUUCCCAGUAGUAGGCUUCUUCAUUCGCAUGGGAGCAUGACAGGAAGUAGGGCAGGAUAAGAACGUCGACAUUCGUUCGAACUGUAAGUUAUGACCAUGUGGGGGUCAAGGAUGGUAAAUAAACUUCAAUUACACGCCACAAUUUCGUCCCGUCUAAGAUCACAUUAUUUCGUCUAAGAUCAGAAGUCAAGGGGCCGUGAGAACCAGCUCGUUCUGUACACAGUGCAGGCUGCCGUCAGUUGGCUAUUUGCUUGUUUGUCAGAGCAAGCGUCCGCCUGAGAGAGCGUAAGUCGCGGUGUAUUGUUUACACAGGUGUCACAUGAUCAUGCCAGCAUGAGGGAAAGCCAAGCUAAGUGUUGGGCAUGUGAUUGGUUGGUUUAGGGGCGGAGUCGGAGCGGGGGGGGGCGUGAUCACAAAGCUCACGGGAUGGCGAAAGUUUGUGGGUGCAGCCGUGACCCGUUGCAACUGAACGAGAGACACCCCAGGUCAGGCCUAGGGGUGGCCGCCUGCGGGUCAGCGCGGCUGUCACGGCCAUCGGUUGACAAAGCGGCGCCGUGUAAGGGGCCAUUGGAGCGGCCGCUACAAUCACAUAGCCUCCCAGUAUUUAGAUCGUUCGAGCCUCGGACACAACGGGGUCCACCACUGCUGUACGAAGCGGGUCCAGAAAUGACUUGUGUGUGUGUUUGUUUGAGGUGAAGCGGAUUUCCGGUGCACCUACCCCAUCUUCCCUCUCUUUCCGCAUCCACCCUACUCCAAUGGCAGGAUGUUCGUGCGACCGGUGAUGUGUUCUGGUGUCAGUUUGCAUUUGCAAGAAAAGACCUAGGUCCUAACUUCACACUUACCUUGCUAAAUUCAAGGGGUGUCUCGGAACUGAAGCCGGUGAGAACGUCUCGCAGCCCCCCCCCCGGUUGCAUCGAGUCACCUUGCUGGUUGACAGCCAUUUAAGUCACGACUGUCAGAGUGUCACGGUAGGUAGAAGCAGGCUACAUCCUCACAUAACCCCCUCUCCUUACUCCCCCCCCCCAUCUCUCCUUGUCAGACCUCAGGGUAUGCAAGCAUCUGCCUGGCGCACGCUGGUACCAAAUUACCUGCCAGUAGAUGUACUUACGCUCCCACUGGGAAUGCAGGUCGUGAGCAUGGCUGCCCAGUCGCCUUCGUCGUCCUUCUGACACGUUGUGGUGCUGUUGUUGUUGGUUAAAGUCCUGGCCAGGCGUUUGUUGCAGACCAGGUGAUGUGGAGUGGUACGCCUAGGUGCGGGUUCGGCUGUGUCAGUCACCUGCGCUCUCUCUCGCUCACCUCCGGUCUUCGAGACCAUGUCUUGAGACCGGGCUCAGGCAGGGGAGGAGAGAGUGUAGUGGGUGUUGCGCAAGUCUACUCUAACUAUAAACUAAUUCACGCGCAAGUAGCCGUGCCGGUCUCACCUUGCUGUGGAGCGCAUGGUGGACAUUGUUGGGCACGACGGUCGUAGUGUCGAGUCAAACCACAUACACGGAGAAAGGGGGACCUUCGACGGCAAGCGAUGCACCAAGGUAGACGAGUUUUGAGGUAGGCUGCUCUGGUAUGCUCUGCACACUCCCGUAUACCUUAAAUGGACGUCUAAAUCCUUCAGAGGCUUUAAUUGUAGCCUUCUGUCGCUGUUUUAGGUCAUUCGGAUGCACUGAAAAUUACAGUUUAUGUGCUAUAUCAAGAAAAUGUGAUCGAAAUUCUAAAAUGCGGUUUCGAUUCGAAAAGAUCACUUAGGUAGGGUUGUAAUAUUAAUUGUCAUGUAGCAUAAAACCAAAGUAGUGUAGUCACGUCAGGACGCUGAAUUCUGGCCGUUUGCGUAAACGACAUUUAAUAAAAAAUGACUUCUAAGAAACAUGAAUUUUUCCCAUUGAUUCCUGAUGUCCUUCCGAAUUUAAAUAGAUUUUAUAGAAAACAUGUACAAAACAUGGUUUCUUUUACCAAUUUGGUAGCAACUUAAGUCCUUCAAAUGUUCUACCUGAAGAAGGAGUAUCUUUCGCGUUUAGAAAGAUUUUAAUUAUGGGACUUUUUAAGAACUUGAAAUGUCCAAUCGGACAGCCUCAUACCAGCACAUUUAUUCAUGUUGCUUAUAGAGUGGGCAACACGGUUCAUAUCCAUUACGACAAUUUCUGAGUCCUGCAUGUCCUCCUUAUAGUGGCGUAUAGAAGUAUAUCAAUUUUUCUGCACGAAAAGUAUGCAAUUUGUAGGUCGGAAGCCCUGAAGGGCAGGUGGGGUCCAACAUUGUUCGGGAGUUAAGAAAGAUUUAAAAUCGAAUGAUGUUCUCCCUUUAAGUACAAAACUUGAAGAAGACGUAAUUUUCUAUCAAAUUUUUAAAAUAAAAAUAUUUUUGGUGGGUGUUUUCUAUUAAACAUAUUCGAAGGCUAGAUCGCAGUUGGUAGCCAGGCCCCGACGAGGGGGUUGUUUACUGGGGCUAUUUUGUGGGGCUCCAUAAUCGUAUCUGACCAAUUUGGCUUCCGUUUUACGUUUGAGGUAAGGAUUAGGGUACCGGUUAAUGGUUUCCGAUUUUCGGGUUAGGGUUAUGCCUUCAGGCCUAGGUUUUUCUGGUAACGGUUAGGGUUUGAGCGUGCGAUUAGGUUGCAGUAUUACGGUUAGUUUUUUCAGUUACGGCUAUGUCUAAGGGCCGCGGUUACGUUUACGAUUUCGGUUAGAGUUAGGAUUGCCGUUAGGGUUAACGGUUGAUGUUUAAGUUUGCGGUUAGGGUUAAGGUUAGGAUUAGGGUUAAGGUCGCCAUCCGCUUCCCCAUUGCUGGCUACCAACUGCGACCUAGCCUAUUCGAAUUUUUAAGGGUACCAAAAAUUAGUGGUAAAAAUCCUUUCUACAUAAGUAGCCAUUUUUAAAGAAUAUGAUUUAUGCAGGCGGUUGAUAAGAAGCUCAUUCGAAAGCCGACAUCCUGACAUGACUGGAAUAUCUUAAACCUUUGAUGCAUAGGACUUAUUAUUGCAACUUGCAAUUAGUGAUUGCUCCUUUUCGACUAGCUGGCAGCUGUCUGUAAUUAUGUACAAAAUCUCUGUUUCAACUUUCCAUUGACCAGUGUUUUUCUCCAAUGACUUGCAACCAAUAGGGAUUUCGAAGGCGCUCGUCUAUAUUUCCCUUAGUAAAAAUGGACUGAACUGAAGUAAUCUUUUGGAACUGCAAGCGUAUUUGAGAAUUUCAGUCAACAUUUCAUGAGGUAGUAAAUCCACUGUAGUGUGAAUGACCAUAAACGAAGACAACCAAUAACUGACAUUCUCGUUAAAUUUCAUCUAACCCCGUGGGUGCUACCGUUCUAGUUGUUCAAUGUGGCGGAUGACAGCACCAUCCGCAUUUAGGUGACCAUCUAAGGUAAUGAAAACAACUGACACGACUGGCCAGAGUGGCAGCCUUCGCGUGACAGCCGUGGCAUUCGCUUCCCUAUUUCUCCACGUCUACUGCUUCUGAACGACAGAAGGAAGUAAGGACGUAGGUGUAGGCGCAAUGGUUGACUUACUCUGACCUCGCCUCUUUAUCUGUUCGGUCCCUCAGUACACGCCACCCGGGCUUCAAAAUCAGAAUAUCAGAAUGCUGAGUCUACAAAAAGACCACAAGAAAGAGAUGCUGUUCCGGGCUGACUCGCAGUUUGGAGAACUGCUUAUCCCAUCAGAUGACGACUUUCCAAGCCAAGACAGGCUUAGACACCUGCCAGGUUUAUCAGACAAACACGGGGGUAGCUUCUCACCUCCUUCCUCUUCCCGCUGGCAAGUUGUCGUCUGAUAGUUCGACAGUCGAUUUCGACGAUGGCCACCGUGUGUUUCACAGUAGAGUGCGAGCAGACUUGCGCAUGAGCUAGUUUAAAGUUAGAGCAAACUUGCGCUGCAUCUAUCGCACUCUCUCCUCGUUCCCCACCUGUAUCCUGUGCCAAGGCAGAGUCAAGAAGGCCGGAGGCGGAAAGGACACAGAGGGCUGGAGCGGCCGGUUCCGCGCCUAGGCGAGCGCCAUAGAAGCAAAAGUACUGUUUUUGAAAUACUAGGUCGUCGUCCACUGUCUGUCACGCACCUCAUGCAGUUUUAAAACCACACAGAGAGCGCAUGUAUUAACGGAUGACUCCUAAGCUUCCGUCUGAAGUUUUCCAACGAUUCUGAUAAACAGUAUUAUAUUCGCAGCAGAUGUUUAUGCAUAUAUAUCAAACAGAUGGAAAAUAUGCUGAUGCUAAAUGCUAUUUCAAGGAUAGAUAAACACUUCAAGCCCUUUCCUUUGUCGCAGACCUUGUUUUCCAGUUGUCUCACAAGCACACAAUUGAGGCCGUCUUUGAACACCUCCCCAAUAUCUCUACAGCGGCAGAAACAAUUCAAAGAUCAGACACGGAAACCUAUACGGACUCUGGCUAUUUCAUUCCAUUUUUCCAUCCACAAGUAACAAACUCUGGCAAGAGUCCCAUAGGAAUGCCACGUAAGUUACAUUGUAGAUUUAAACGUCGACUAUAGCGUCCGCUGUAAAACCAGAAGGCAAUGGACUGGUUUACGUCCGGGGUCGCUUACUCCGGGGAGUAAUUGUGUUGAGGAAAAGAGACGAACAACCAGGAAACUUUUGGCAUCACAAAUGCUGAUCUGCCAUACUGUCGCCAACCAAAAGGGGGCAUUAUUUUAACCAUAUAAUGAUAAUAAAAAAUAUAUUUAGUGUCCAUUUGGAGGCAUUGUCAAAGAGGCCCUGCAUUGUCGUACUUUUACUCCGCUAAAUACGUUAGGGCUUCUUAACCAACCUAACGCUGCAGCCACCCAGAGAUCUUUUCAUUCCUUUCUCUGGCACCUACAAAUAAAUAUCGCCUGUCACUUACUUUUAGCACAGUUACUCCGCGAAGUACGUGACCCCCCGCGAAAACCAUACCUUACCAAACAAGAAUGCCGACAUUAUUUCACGAAGCAAAUGAAAGAAUCCUUGAGCUCUGCAGUCCGGCUAUUCUUGAGCUGGCGCAUACACGCACUGAUCUGUCAGACAGAUAGGCUAGCUGAGAUCAGCGAGUAAACAGUUUGGUCUAAAGAAUCGUCGCCUAAUUGAGCGUAACUUCUUAAUUCAUUCAUAUUUCCAAUAAUCAAGCAGACUAGACGUCCACUGAAGUUGUUUGUUACGACCUCCUAACUUGUUGACUGAACUCAAAUCAUGCCCUUGCCGUCGUGGAUUGGAAUCCCUUCAAGGUCGCUGAUUUUCUCACAUGUGGAUCCAAUGAAUUACUCAAAUCUCCAAAAAUACCAAUUAAUUAAGUGAGCCCGGUAGAUUCUCGGACCGAUUGCUUAGGAAAUCCUGCUAGGACAGUCAGCUUACUGUAUCAAAAUUGGUUAUUCCUAUACGUUGCAGUAGGCUGAACGCGUAUCCUGACCCAAAUGGGAUUAAACACACGGCUCCCAGUGGAGCCUUGGAGCUCAGGUGUUUAUAGCGCUGGCUGUACUCAAGUCAUGCUCUUGAUCUCGUGAGUUCGAAUCCCACCAAGACCGGAUUAAGUGAAUGAGUUUACUGGAAUGUCCUAGAGGCGACUAACUUUGAGAUGACGUGCCAUACCUUGCUAACUACUGGAUUUCACGAGGAGUGCCAGUUUCCGCCCGACUAUCCACGUAAGAGGAACAAAGUCUCCGAUAGCCGGCAUGGCGGCUAUUUUUACAUGCAACUAAAUCAGUAUACUCAGCAAGAUUUUUUGCUUGGAAAGCUGGGCUACUUUUCACAAUGAUCUCUCUGAGGCGGUAAACCGAAAAGAUGAAGACUGUACGUGAGAAUAUUCUUGCUUACUGAAAUGCAGUCAAAGAUUCGUUGAUUUGACACAAAAUGAAGCACAACCUAACAGGUGGUGAGUGAUUGCGCGCAAAAAUUGCGCAAUCUCUCCGGUUAAACAAAGACAUUAAUUGCAGUGAGGAUACUGGAAGACAGUGGACAUCCGAUAAUAAUUACGAUCGCGAAUGAGACGUUUUAUUUCUGCGAAACUCUCAGUGAAGAGAAUGCGAGUUCUGGUUCGUCCGAUAGAUCACCCUCCUGAGUCUUUAGCCAUGUUCACAAACAUUUAGUGCUGGUAUCAGUCAAAUAGAUGUCCUCCGGCCGUCGUCAGAGUCUAGACACUGCUGAUGCCCAUUGCGAAUAUUGCAUACUACUGCGGAACAAGGUAAGACAUGGUAAUAGGGGCGCCUGCAAUAUAAGUAGUCUUGCGCUAAAUUUCAAGGAGAUUAUGAUUAAAGCUAUUGCCAGGCCAAAGGUUGGGGCUACGACUAUAAUUACGAUUGAGUUUAGCGUGAGGUUUAGACAUGGACUAGGUUUAAUGUUAGGGUUAGGGCACUUAAGUUUAUAGCAAGACUACCUGUCUUACCCUUAAAACAAACCAACGCCAAUUGUAAUUUUGCGAUGCCGUUUUGGGGGUCCCAGAAUUUGAAAAGUAACAUAUUAUGGAUAAAGUAGACAAAGUCGAGUAAUAAUGCCACAAAUGAAGUGUAGUUUACAGACUCAUAGUUGUUCUCAAUUAUGGGCUGGUUUUAAAAAAAGCGGUUAAUCUUGUAAAUUUAAACAAAUCUCCCAGCCGGGCUGUCAGUCGGGGGCAGGGUUGGAGGUUUUCUGGGAAUUUUAAAAAUAGUCAUUGAACAACUACAUUCGCGAACAUUGGCGCCUCAUUUUGACCGAAUGUACUUUUUAUUUGAUUAAAGGUUAGAUCCACAUGACCGACUAGGACGACUAUUUCUGCCAUAUUCCCGUUCAUCAGUCGAGUCUAAACCGACCUCUUGUUACGUUAAACGACACGCUUCUAUUUUACACAGCAAUCCUGUGGAACACAUGAACUUCAUCCACCAAGAAAGUCUUAUCUAUCCUGUCUCCAUAGUUUGCAUAGACAGAUAUGAGCACUGACACAACAGUCUUAUUUUUGCUAUCUGAUUUAUCGACCUCUUUGCACUGAUAUUUUUUUGAACUUCAGAUGAGGAGAGUCAAAUCUCCGAGGUAAGAAGAUUGUUUAAAUACUGUGCCCACUUCUUUGCUAUCAAUAAAGCCAUAAGAAACAUAUACAUUUAUUCAUAUGUAUAUACAUUUAUAUAACGUUUGCUAUUUUAAUGGUCACCCAAAAAUGGCAACUUAAUGCAGAGAAAUGUCCGGAGAACAAAGGCCCCAAGACUACUUGCGUCAGCUGUCGUCCAAAUUCUCAGACAAAUAGGGUGUGCGACAAUAAGUAUUCGAAACUGUUUGCUGAACGGGAUGUUUGUCUGAAGUGUGCUCGCAAGCUACAUAGGUUCUUGUGUACAAAACGUAACAAACGUCGCAACCUCUAUGGACUGGAUCAAGGUCGUGGAGUUGAACUGGCGAAAUAGCAGGGCAAUAAAUAGUUCCCUUGGAAGUAGCAUUAUCACUAGCGGGGAAGGAAGGGAGCUUGAAGAGUAGGUUGAAAAUGCAAGCAAUGCCGUGUAUGAGAUAGAGAGAGAGGAGUAAGCACGUAUCCUCCAAACGUUUCGACCCAACGCCUCCCAUCUACCGUGAAUAAAUAUGGGUACCAAAAAAUAAACGGCACCAGGGGCUAUAAAUGGGAUACAUCAGCUGCAAACUGCGGGUUGAUUGCUAAAGUAGUGUUUCGGGCUUAUUUUGCCCUCAUUCAGCCAAUCAUAACCCUGACCAGCAGGUGGGGCCAGAGACACAGACAUGCGUACAGACACACCUGAUGCAGUUGGUCCACCAAUGGGGUCUACCAGACGGAUUAUAAGCACUUCAUCAGCACCUGCAUCAGCUUUUGUCCAAAUUCACAGGCGAAUAGGGAGCACCACACUGGGCAAUCGAUACUGUUUGUUGAACGGGAUGUUUAUCUGCGGUAUACCCGCAUGCUACAUAGGCUCUUUUAUACAAACCGCAACAUGCGUCGCAGUCUCAAUGUACUGGGUCAAAGUUCUCAGUUCAAGGCCACGAAGUCCAAACGGUUAAGUAGCGGGGUAAUAAGUAGAUUUCCUGAAAGUUGCUUACCCCUAGAGGCACAACAAAGAGGCUUAAAAGGUAGUUUGCCAGCAAGCAAGGUCCAAAAUGCAAGCGAUAUCGUGUGUGAGACAGAGAGAGAAGAAGACAUUAUUGUAAAAUAUCUUCCAGAAUUUUCGGCAUAACGCCUCCCAUUUACCGUGGACAAAUAUAGGUACCCAAAAUGAAUACCAUUGGAGGUUUACACAUGGGACACAUCGGCCUUUAACUGCAACUGCCAGCACUAUUAAUAUUCGUCGGCGAAUAUGGUGCAACAUUUGCAUCAAAUUGCAUUUCCUUCGGAACAAUGUUAACGUAGUAUAUAUAUGACCUCUUAAUUGUAAUUCAAACAAACGAAGAGAUGUAAAAUAAGUACAAAUUCCACGUAAAUGGAGGGAUAAAAAAUUAGCGGCUUAAAUUCGAAAAAUCAGGUGGGGGGCACCAGAAGUAAACGCAUUCGUGUGUACAUAAGUAGAAAUGACUGCAUAAUUGAAAAUACAGUGAGUGACAUGAUCUGCCACUAACUGAGCAGAAGAAAGCAUAUUUUGUACACGUUUUCUACAAAUUAAUUUAAAUUUAUAUGGUCACCGAAAAUCAGUGCGAAAAAUUCAUGCUACGCAAGUAGUCAUUUUUACCGAGUGUUGUUUCUGCAGGCGAUCGAAAAGAAAUGCAUUUAAAAGCCGGCAUCAAACCAAGUCCGAAAUAUUACUGGAUUAUACCGCAGAAUAAUCAAUAUUACAACCCCAACUAAAUAAUCCUCCCAAAUCGAAAACGUACUUCAGAAUUUCGGCCAACACUUCAUGAGAUCGGUCACUCACUGUAAGUAGAAAUGACUGCAUAACCGACGUUUUAACGCGGUAAAUGAAAUGCUUGCAGUUGAAUUUGCAGAAGUUUACAAUUCAGAGUGGCCCUUUUGGUAAUGUUGUUAAUUGAACAAUAUUUCUUAAAGGCUUGGAGAGCCACAUCGUUUACUGGCGCGAUAUCGCAAAUCGCGAAAACAGAUUAGCAGAAAGCUGAUGAAAGGAAACCCUAGGAGCAGCCAUGAGAAAUCCAUGAACUAGGUGUGUACUACUUCGUCUAAUUGCUAUCUUAAGCGUGUAGUAAAGAAUUCGUUCCUGUAUACGCCUGUGACGCUUCUAGAUCAGAAAGACAAAUUGACGACCAACCACGGCUGGGCCACUGCAGCGCUGGUUUUGAAAAGUACCUUGCUUUUAAACACACGAAGGUCACAGACCUUCGUAUUCACAAACCUAAGCAGUACAGAUAAGACAAAUCAUCGAAGGCUUUACCUCCGUCGAACUUUGGCGCAGAAGCAUUAGAGGAACAGGAUAGGAUACGAGCAUCACACGGCCGGUCAGACAUUUGGAAACUUGAGUUUCGAUUUCAUAGGCUCGUUCAUCAUAAAGCUCCAAAUUUACUGGUUGCCGAUAAAUUGGACUAGCAUAUGAUGCCAAUGAAACGUAGUUAAAGAAAAUACCGCCACGCUUUUGUCAAAAAACAAAGUCGAUAUACCUUGAAUGAGUGUAUUUGACCUGGCUUUUGUACUGGCGUCAAAAUGCUCCACCGCAAAUUCCUACACAUCUUUACAACAGCGAAUCAAGACGAUGGUCGGAUUUCAAAACGACGAUAUCCAUAGCAGCCACUAUAGACUUCGAUAAAAGCCCUUAUUUUAGUGAGGAGAUGACUUUUGUUAAUUAAUACAAGUUUCUGUGUAUCCCACCCUCAUUUUACCGUAAUUUCAUGUGACUACAGAUUUCGGUGAACAGGGAGCUUACCAGAUGUCUAGCACCGAAAUCCAAAUGUUGCUGUAUCCUUGUCGGAUUAACUCCCGAAGUGGAACGACCCAUCCUCCAGUUCGUGCGAAUAGAAACACCGAUAAGUCCAAAGGGGGUAGUCGAAGUUGAUUACCCUCUUGAAUUUAUUAUCAUUUCAACUACGCCACAUUCAGAGGCCGCCGAAUGGGCAGUUCAAAUUGGACGCAUAUUCGGAACAUUGCUAAUAGAUAAGGUAAGAAAAAAGUUAGAGUAAAGACUGUAGUUUUAUAUUACACGAUAAUUCCAAUAACACAUGUAUGUUCUGAUAGAAUUGCUGACGCGUGUUUCGUUGGCAUGCCAGAUUUAUAGUUUUCCUUCAAUGACUACGGCAGUUGACGUCCGAUCUGGUGGCCAUUGCAGAGUUUAUGCGUUUUAUGUUGAAAUGAACUGCUAGAAUUUUUGAAUUUCAUGCCGUUCCUUAUUUAAAGUAGUAAUUUCCCUACUUAACCAUUCUUCAUAGCCUUUUUACACCCUUCGCUCCGCCGAAGAUACAGUUGCAGCAAAUGAUUACGAGCAAGGGUCUGAUGCUAGCGUCUAGUGGUCAUUCUAGCGCCAUAUUAUUUUAGGGGUAAAAAUCAGAGUUCACAAAAACACUACGACCGAGACAAUUAACCAGAACCUGCACAAAAUAAUCGCGCUAUUUUUGGAGAAGGAGGCGUCCGCCGAAUCGUAGGAUGUCCUUGAAAUAUCUGUGAAGGCUUUGUAUUUUGCAAUGUGUUUAAUCAACUGCCAUAAAAGGUGGGUUCGGUAAUUUGUGUCUAUCAAAACCUUCGAAGUAAGAUAUAUUUAGAGGGCUUCUGGGCCACCUUUUUCGCCGCGAUCGCAGUCUCGGUCAUAUUUGUAAACUCGCAGAACGAGAGACACCAUUGCAGGCAUGAACUGAACGUGGACAACGUGGGCCCUGACUAUUUUCACUCUUUAAAAUGUGUCUUACUAUGGUACUUUGUUGACGACUGUCCAAGUACCGCAUUUUUCAAGUUAAAUUUGGUAAAAUAUUGAAAAGUUUGUUCCACUUUCAUAGGUCUCUAAACUUACUGAAAAUUAUUUCUAUUCCCUACCAAAGAACUCGGGUAUAACUUAGAAUGGGAACCAAUUUCGUUAUUUUACCUUUUUUAGACUUCGCUCCAAGACCCACUGAUUGACUCUACAAGUAUUAAGAUGUCGCUCAAAAUGUUAAUGCUUCGCUGAUUCCGUUUCUGGAUUACGAGUUGGCGGAAACCAAACGGCACAUAAGGCAUCUACUUUUGCUGUCAAGCAUUAAAAUCUACACUUGACAGUAAGCCUUUCCACGUUUAGUGGUAGAAUCUUUGCACGUAUGGGGGAACUAUGAGUACAUUAGAACAAAAACUUGCCUGUAUGCGGUAUUACGUCAUCUUAGGACAAAAUAUGGCAAGAUCUUAUUUCGUAACCGUAUGUGUUAGGCGUUGGAGUUAAGGGUUAGGGUUAUGAGUAAGAUGUUAGGGUUAGGGUUAGGUGUUAGGCCGAAACCCCUUUUACCAUUGGUCCCGCGAGACAGCCGGCUGGAGCCUGUCUACUGCAGGUACGGCUACGAAAUAAGACGCGACCCAAAAAUCUCAUUUGUUGCAAAUACCAAUUUUUGUAAUCAAAGUAUCUAUGUUUUUCUAAAAAAAUAGCAAGCUUGUUCGCAUUAUGUUUUGCUUCACAUACAGGUAAGGAGAGUUCAAUUUCAAAGUGAAUGACAAAUUGUUUGAUAAAAGUUUCCAGGUAAGAGUAGUGCCCUAACUUCACUAAACAUCCAUAGAUGAGCGAACUUUGUCCAGAACAGUCGUUAGCAUACGAAAUUGGUAAAGUGCAAUGUGGGGUUGAUUUAGUUCAAAUUGGUUAGAUGGUAGUUGGUAGCUCUCCCGGUGCAGAAAACCCCCAGCUACCUGUCUUACGGGACCGGUGGUAAUAGGGGAUAUGCGGGUGAGGCAGAUGAGUGGAGGCGUAAAUGGCGCUUGUAGGGUAUGCCUGGAAUUGACGUUCCUGGCAAAGUGGAAGCUUAAUUUAAAUAAGGUGAAAAAUGCAGGAGGGUAUAGAAAUAAGCAUGGAUAAUUAGUACGGUAUGCGGAAUAAAUGCAUCCUUGCCCCAGAUUGGAAAGAAUAGCAAGUGAAUGCGAACAAUCAAUAGGAAGAAGGCAGUGUGUCUUAAGGUCAUUCGGAAGUAUGUGCGAUAGAACUCUAACCGCCAGAAUGGACAUGAGAACACGAGAGUCAAGCAGCGGCACGCAGGACGGCAUAAAGCAAGCGGGAUAAGACUUAAAUGCGAAAAAUAUGUUUGGGCGAAAGAGAAAAGCUGCACAUAAUAAUGUAUUGUCACUGUGGCCACAUCUAGGAUGAAAACUAUGGCAGUAGUUGUUUCCUAUACGUGAAUGGUGUACUAUACAAUGUAAAGAGAAAGUAGCACUCUGUAUAUGAAGUUACAAUUUGUUCUGCUUGCAGAGCCCAGUCUCUUAGAAGGCGAAGGAAUGCUGGACCGCAAGUGGGCAGGCCGACAGAUUAUUCGCGGAUCCUGGAAAUAAUCCAGUCGUCCUACCUAGUGCAGUAUCUCCAGCAGAAAGGACUACUGACCUGUAGAAUCUUAUGUAGAUUCCGAAAGGUCAUGCCCUUACAAAUACUGCGACAGCACACGGAUGGUUAUGCCUUCAGGUUACAUCUGGGUACUGUGGUAUGCAGCCUAGGAUAGUACCUCUAAAAUGAAUCAGAUACAGAACACCGUGCGCGCAUGAAAUUAGAACCAUUAUUAGAAGCAUGAUGAAUCAUUAUCCGCCCAGGAUAAAUCUUUCGUCCUUUACUAAAGAUUUCCCUGUAGGAGUGCAAUACAAUGAGUCUAUAUAGACAUUUUUGCAGCGCCUCGUUCUCGGGGCGGUUAAAGUGAAGAAGAAAGUCAUCCUGACAGGGCUUCUGCGCGUGCACACCCAGACAUAAUGAGAACGCAAUCACAGAGCUUGAAAUCGAGCCAGUAAGUACAAUUGUAGAAUCAGUGGGCAGGGCUACCAACUACCAUCCUACCCUCAAAUUUGUAAAUUAUUUGACUUAAAAGCAUAUUCCGCCUGAAAAAAGAUAGUUUUUGACACGGUUUAUUCGAAUAAGUAGAGUAAGAAACGUACGAGGCGUCCCGAAAUAACCUUGGUUCGCGUCACCGCGUAUCUUAGGACAGAGUACAUACUAUACAUACACCAAAUUUAGUAUGCAUUUGAGUUAUUCUACUUGACUUUUGCUCGAAGGCAUUUUUAAUAUAAGUAGGAAUAAGGUAACUUGCCUUGAACUCUGCAGGAGCUUUUGAUCAAAACGUCUCAGACUGGGUCACAGUGUGCGUCGAUCGGGCAGCGCAAAGUCCGCUCAUCUCAUUAAAAUAUCACUCAAAAAGUAGGUUUAGUGGCAGAUCUAGGGGCAGUCUUCAUGCCUCGACAGCAAUUUGCGUCCAAAGUCAACACCAAGUGAUUUAAAAGCUCGGGACAAGGGACUGAUGCAUAGGAGGGGGAGAAGCGAGUGAGGCCGAUUCCGGAAAAUUCAGUUAUACAGCACUUCAGCAUAUUCUUCAGUGUAAGAAAUUGAGAAUAAUUUAUUUCAUCACGACGCGCUAAAUGGGGUUGGCCUGAAUAACUGCCAACUGACUGAGUAACUUGAUCUUCUCAGAAAAGAGAGUCAAGCUGGAUGGCGUCACCUGAAUAUGAUCCCUGUGGCAUUGCCACUCCUAUAGAGUCUGAGCAACCCUCUUUUAUGAAAUUCUGAUGCAUUUUUCAAAGACAGUUUCGUGCGUGGCACACUUAUACGGCCUGUUUGAUUUUGUCAAUCCCUGCGCCCGAGUCCACGCUCGGUCAUAUUGACGUUAUGUUAUCGCAGGGCCUGAGUAUAUGGCGAGGAACGAGUGAGGUAGACGCUGUGCAAGUCUGUUAUCACUGUAAACGAAAUUACGGGCCGUUCACGGGCCUGUGUCCAGAUUGCUGUGUUGUUCUCUGCAGACAUCGUCGCAUGCGAUGGCCGAACGUUUGAUUUAACUAUAACAUUCAUCCAUACGUAAAGAAAUUGUUACACAUCUGGUGAACGCCAGACAUAACGGGGUUUAUCAGACGCAAGCAAACAUGCCAGUAUUGAAUCAUACAUAAAAACGCUACAUCCUACCUACGAAACUUUCGUUCGCGCUGUUUUGGCCUCAUUGGAACGCUCACAGAAUUAAAAGUGGUGCCACAACGACUUGUGUCGAGGUCUCUCCAGACUGAUGAUAUUGAAGAAUUGUUUCAGGGUUUUGGGUAAUAUGAGUGUCUAGAGUGACAACUCUUAAGAGUUUAGUUAAUUGGCAGACUAAUUGGCCUUUAAUGAGGGUAUAAACCGCAUCAAAUUAAUGCGUCCAGACAUGGGGCUGGAUCCUUCUAACACCGAAAACGUGAUUUUUGAACACAAAUUUAUGAACAUCGUUGCUUAUAAAUUUUCACAGACGUCAACUGCUAAUAUGGAGUAAAUCAGUUAUUAAUAAGGUCCAUCGACGAAGACCGAAAUUUCAUGCAUGAAUAUGUGAGCCAAGAUCCAUCAGUCCUACUCUAAAAGCAGUAUUUUAUAAAUCUAAAAUCAGUCGGAAAAAUUGUCCUUCUUCACAGCCGCAAAAGAACAGGGGAUUAUGCAAAUCUAGCUUGGAGCUACUUCUUAAUUCCAUUCACCAUAAGGUGGGGCAAGUUAUUGAGUGUCCUGGUAGCCCAAAGACUCUAAUCAGGCGUUACUUUACAGUAUCUGAUUUACUUUUUGCGUCGAGUUUUAAUGAUGUCGUCAAGACAGGCUCUUUAUUUUUGUCUCAUUAUAUUUCUAGACAUUUCGCAAGGCCUGCGAGCAUGCUGUGAACAGCGAUGAAAUUUACGCUGCAUGCAAAGAACAACUAAAACACUGGGUGGUCCAAUGCGAGUAUACGGAACGGAAACGUAGAAGCAGCGCGUCCGAGGAAUCUGAUCCCUUCGAAGGAAUGGAGCCAGAAGAAGGUUCGCACAAUGCACCACUAAAAUGACAACGGGGACACUUUUUGCUCCUAGGGAUACUACUUGUUUAUAGGAGUAGACAUCAAUUCUGUCACUUGGACUGCAAAUUAAUACCGUUGUCGGACAAAGAUUGGUGAGGUUUGGUUCUGCAGCCCGACCUGAGUGAUACCAUAUGGUUGGCUUAUCAAAACAGUAUUAAUUAACAUACCUAACUUGGACACUCGCUGUAUUAGGAAAGGAAGGACAGUUCAAGCAGAUCUCGAAGUACGCGCAGGGCAGCGAGUGAACGUGGUAUGUACACACUCUCCCCGCGACACAGCCACUUGCUGGAUUAAGAGGAUAAGGAGGGCGCAAUCAGAACUGGAAGGCUACGGAAGGAACCGCGUGCUAAUUCGCAGUGCCUGACCACUGUAGUGGAAUCGACGGACCAAUUCCAUUAGCAAGGCUACUUGGUCACUCGCUGGUUUAGGAUAAUAAUGAGGACUCAAGCAGGGUUCGAAGCACGCGCAGGGAAGCGAGUGUAAACUGAUACCUGAAGUAACCGAGGCUGACGUAUAAACACUCAUCUCCCGUGACACAGUCACUUAGUGAAUUAAAAUUGUAGGUAGGAUGCAAAUGUGUGAUAUUUGAAAAGUUAGCGUAAUCGCAUCACUAAGGUUUCUUGAAAGCUAGCCAUAUGGUAUCAGUCAGGUGGGACUUCAGGACCAAACCUCUUCCAAUAAUUUAACUGCUGAUUUCUAGGCACUUUCUAUCCGUAUAAUUAUCAUUAGGGGCGCACACUUGUAGAAAGUACCGAGAAACAUUGUGAUCCAUUCUGAUGACUAACACUAGGAACAGGAACACUGCUUUAGGAUAACAGUGUUCAGAAAAAAUCGUUUAUCUUCCAGGUAAUGCAAACAAACAAUAAUUCUUUGGAUGUCAUGAUGAUAGGCACUAACCGCCAAAUCCAAGCGGUUAAAUAUUUAUGAGAAUCCGCUCCUGGUGGCAGAACAAGCAGGAAAUUGCGGGGCACGUUUGCGGUCGAAAAUGUAGAUAAGUGUAACAAUGCUUGGGUGUUCAGAAUCAACGUACAGUAGGUGGGCUAACUCAUUAAAUGUCAAUCGAAAUUCUGAAAUCCGUUUUUGCUUCGAAAAGUGUAAUUAAAUAGGGUUGUAAAACAAGUCAGCCGGCAGCAUAAUUCUACAAUAUUUCAGUCACCUCAGGAUGCCAGAUUUCGAGCGAACUUCCUUCCGGCUGCAAACAAAAACUACACUCUGCAAAAAUUGGUACUUAAUUAGCAUGAAUUUUUCUCAAUGAUUUUUGAUGCCCUAAAAGUCCAAUUAUAGUUCAUGGAAAACAUACAUAAAAACAUUCAUUCUUUUGCUCAUUCAGAAAACAUUCACGUCUUCUAGUUUUAUAUUCGAAGGAGGAAGAUAAUUCGGUAUUCAUAAAGUUUUUAAUCGCAUGAUUUUUAAAUACCGUGAAAUGGCCGUUCAUAAAACUUUUUGCCUCUGCAUUUACCAAUGUGGCUUGCAAAGUUAACAGUAUAGAUCAGGUUCAACGCUGAAUUUUAUGAACCCGAUAUGGUCCUCCUUGAUUAUCGUAGAGAAAUGUGUGGCUUUCCGUAGGCGGAAAACAUACGGCUUGUGGUUUGGAAACCCUGAAUGCAAAUGUGACGGCGGAGCGGGUUCAAAACUAUUCGAGAAUCGGAAAAGUUUUUGCAAGCCGAAUUAUCUCCCUCCUUCGAGUAUAAAACUAGAAGACGUGAAUUUCUACUGAAAGAGCAGAAGAGUGAAUAUUUUUAUGCACGUUUUCCGUGAAAUAUAAUUGGACAUUUGGGACAUCGAAAAUCAAUGAGAAGAAUUCAUGUUACUUAAGUAGUCAUUUUUUGCUUGCACCUGGCAUGAGGUUCAUUCGGAAGCCGGCAUCCUGUGGUAACUGAAAUAUUAUAGAAUUAUGCUGCAGGCUUAUUGGUUUUACAAUCCUAGAUAAUUACUCUUUUUGUAGCGAAAACUCAUUUCGGAAUUUCAGUUGACAUUUCAUGAGUUAGCCCACCUACUGUACAUCUAUUUUUGCAAGAGGCCGUGCGAGUUGAUAGCGACCGACAGUACAGAUCUAAUGUAGUGAUGAAAAAAAGGAGAUGUUAAUCUGCGACAUGUUUAGGUUUUCCAAAUGCACUUUGGGAACGGAACAUUUUUUCAUGCUACACAUACGCGACAUAUGACGAGAAUUUAAUGAGAGCAGAGGUGUAUUUCACUUUUUGGGUUUUUGCCCAUUUGAACUUAUCUGUUGACUAACGAUCAAUCUGCGCAUGUUUCUUGUCAUAUUGCCAUUUUGUGCCCUCGCAGAACCACUCGAUCCGUCCAUUAUUUUUGACUCUGCCUCCAGCAAGGAGAAAAUAAAGUCGUGGACAAGCAGCUGUUAUCAUCAACUCUGUCCACCCUUACGUGAUCUCGCGCUCGGAUUAGUUGAUCUUGUAAAGCGGUACCCUAGUGAUUUCAAGGAUGCCUUUUCCAAAGGCAAUGCCAGUGUGGCUUUCGGAAGCAUUCUAUUCGUCUACUUUGUCAUCUUCUCGCCAGCUAUCACCUUCGGCACUCUGAUGGGUUCGCACUAUUUAUCCUUAACUCUUUUUUGUUUAACGUUUCGUUUAACAAAAAUCCGCCAUUUUCUGCGUAACUUUAAAAAAUGCCAUAGAUAAAAUAGCAGAAUAGAGAGCCGCGAUAUAUUUUUGGGCUUCGCAAUGAGCAUUUAAAGCCAUUUUUAUUGCUUAAUUUUCGAGCACAUGUUUCAAGAUCUUGUCACGUCGUUGUAUUGUUCAAUAUAUGGUAGAUUGAAAUAACGAGAAAUGUGCUUGGCUUAACUGAUAAAAGUAUCACAGAAAUAGAACGUUCAGUAGGUCAACAUAUGUGCGGGCUAGCCAAUUACUACUAAUUUGGCAAUAUGUACUUAAAAUAAUGCAAAGUACCUUAUGAAAAAGCAUGAACUGUGCACCAUUAUCCCCACAAUUUCAGAAACUGCUUGUUUCCAAUACAUAUUUUUAGGACAACAAGUAGACCCUGCAUACACAGUAUCUAAUAGUAUCUUGACCAGCGGAAUCACGACGUUACUUCAUAGUCUCUUUGCGGGCCAACCAAUCGGUAUUAUUGGACCCUCGGGGCCAGGAUUCAUCAUGGAAAAAAUCAUUGCAAAAGUGAGUAGAGGCCUUUUAAUUUUGUGGGAAAACGUUUCCAUUAUUUGUGCCGAAUUUGAGAGCAAAACUUAGAAUGUGACAAUAUCUGUAAUUCGACUAUGCACGUAGACAAUGAAUUGAGAAUAUGUUCGCGCAACUAAGACAUCAAAACACUUUACGUGCAGUACUUCAUUAAAUUUGUCCUUUCUUGAUAAGCUAUUUCAUUUGCAGAAAAUGGACGUUGCCCUUGAUGAAUACCCUAGAAAAUUUUAAAAUUUAGAUGGCGAAUAUAAGACGGUUAGCGGGUAAUAUGUGGCAAACUCGUCGAGGGAAUAUAAGAAAGUAUUCUGAUUAUGCAAACUGAUCGCCACCCUGAACUUACAUCCCGAUAAACGUAAUGCUCGACAUCGGCGCUAGCUGAAAACAUGUCUUCCAAUUGGCGUCAGGAUGCAGACGUUUCAGGAAAUGGAAGGUUUUUUGAACAAAUGGGAGAAAAGUAUUUCCAACAGAUAUAAAUUUUUCUCACCUGAUGAAAUUCGGUCCCAGGAACCAGCUCUGAGACGUAUCCAUGAACAUCUUGAUACAUGUGCAUGUUCAGUUUUUGCUAUGGUUAUGAAACUGGAAAUGUGCAGUUCAGAGGAGUUCCAACAAGAAUUUCCGAAUUUUUGUCAAAAAAGUGACGUCUAGGCUGGGAAACUCAGGUCAUACAGUGCUUAUUCAACUCCAUUUAAAUGGUGCUUUUUAUUGCCUAUGGAAUUAUAUUUAUGGGCCUCAGAAAACAUUGCAUCGUCGGAGUUUAAAAUAGGGAGGGUUGCUGAGCGUUCGCACGGGUGUUCGUCUUGCCGGAUCGAAAUUCCAUCUCACGCAUUUCAAGACGUUGAACUCUGUAGUUUAUUUUUCGUUUUUGUUGUGUGGCACAAUUGCCCUUCUUUGCAGGCUGGUGACAUCGGUCAAACCCGACCUUGCCACCGUAGACGGAGAACACGUCACGCAGAACCUUGCGAUGACGCUUGGCUCCUCCCUUACCGAGUCCUUUACCACCUUUACCGCGACCAGACAUGACGAUGAAUACGCGUAUUCAUCGUCAUGUCUGGUCGCGGUAAAGGUGGUAAAGGACUCGGUAAAGGAGAACACGUCGCCUAGGAAUGUAUAUUUUUUUACAAAUCACAUGAAAGUAUUCUUUCUUGCAUUCAUUUGAAAAAAAAUUAUCAUUUCUUCAGUGUUAUAUUCAAAAAGGGUGUAUAUUCAGAUUUUGAAAGUCUUCCAAUCCCUGAAAGAUUUUAAUCACUAUCUGCAGCUGAUUUCGCGUUGUGGGUUUUCGGUACAGAAAUUGUGUACUUUCUACGUGAUCAAAGUCAUAUAUUUCUUUGCGUUACUAAGAGAUACCAUAGGGGACUCAGAAAUUUGCAAUAGUGGUGGUCUGGGUUGUGUACUUCUUGAGCAACAUUAGUAAACGUACAGAUAAAAUGCUAUUGAACGGACACUGCGCGGUCGUAAAAAACUCCUGACCAGAAAAUUAAUUUAAGACAAAAAUAUGUCCCUCCUCUGAGUGUGACUGUUCAGGAAAAUAUGGGUCGCUACCAAAAAAUUCAAAAACGAAUAUUUUACUGCGAGAUUUUUUGCAAAGCAUAGUUAAUCCCAUUAGAGCAUCGCAAAUAAAUGGAAAAGAUGAAUAUUACAUUGACAGUCAUUUGUUACCGAUUUCGUUUUCGCAGGCGGCUGAAAAUAAGUACAUUCAAAAGCCAGUAUCCUGUCUUGUAUGGCAUACCACGAGAUUCUGUCGUUUGUUAGUUAGUAUUACAACUCUUACGUAAGUAAUCCUUCCAAAUCGAGAACGCAUUGCGAAAUUUAGGCGGAAAUUUCAUGAAAUCAGUCACUAACUCUAUGUCUGAAAUAGAUUUUCAGAUGACGCCGCGUUUAAGGGGGCUAAGAGUUUGACUGGGCAGAGUAUUCAGCAAGCGGCGAGGUCGUGAACGACACUACAACCAGUGACUGUUGAGCAAGUAUUAUGCACUGGCAAAAACUACUGAUAAAUUUGCGGCGCUUAAACGCCAACUAACAGUCGAUUGCAUUUUUAGUCAUCGUCAUCUCAAUUUUUCCACUGAGUUUUGGCUUGAAGAGGACUUGCGAAGAAGCAUCCGCCACAAUACUUUUUCUUACUCACUGGAUGUCUGUCAGACAGACUGGGCACUAGACGCCUACGCUUUUUUAUUUAAAAAAGAGAAUUGCAUCGAUAAAACUUGGUAAGUGAUAGUUUGAACAAGUCAGACGUUUUCCACGCCACAAUCAUCCCAGUUAAUUAUUUAGUACAUGACGAGCUACAGCGGCAAGCUCCACAAUCAUUAGGUGGAAAUAUUAAAAGUCCUCGAAGUUGUACUUUAAAUGAUGAGUCAUGCACCACGAGUACAUUUUCGUGUCAAUCAGCUGAGUAUUUGUUUGCCGCUCUUGUUGGAACAUUACGAUGGCAGGUGUUUAAUCUUGCCUUCUACAGGAAGCUAAGGAAAUGAACAUGAAUUACUUCAUCUUUCGAGCAUGGGUUCUGAUUUACGCGAUUAUCAUGGGAUUUGUUCUGUUGUCGCUAAAUCUCUCCGGCCUGGCAAAACAUGCAAAAAAGUCGAUGGAAGAACUAUUUAGUGCAUUUAUCUCGGGCUUUCUCAUCAUCAAGGCCAUGUUUUCUUUAUUCAGGGUGAGUUGGACUACAUUAACCUCACCUGUUCAGAACCUCCAUGCAUUAACUUUGCAGUGAAUGCAAUUUUUUAUGUAUUUUCCCCCGUUUUGAUAAUACUUGAUUACGUGCAUUCUACUGUAAACCUGUUCAUAAGUAGAUUGUUAGUUCUCAUGGGGUUACUUUAGACCGUCUCGUUUAAUAAAACUUUGCUUACCAAGUUAGCUGUAAUGUGCUCAUUCGUGUCAUAUUUGACUGCGUUGAAAUGGUCUCUAGCAGUGUUUUUUGUUCACGUUAUCUCCGUUAACCAUGAACAAGCCAUCACGAAUAUAAAGUCAUGUAACACACACUGAUACCCUCAAAGGAAAGGCCUACUUAGGGUUGCUUUUCACAGGACCGGGUGUCGAUGGAUGAGACGAAAAUGUUUGCAGAUCGUUGACAGGACUACGUUCUGGUUAUUAUUUUCUACCUAUUAGCCCUGGUGACAACACAAAAUAAAGCAUUUCGCGAUGAUUCAUAAAAAUCGUGCAAAGACUCACUAGAAGUUGACGUCGCUUUCUAGCUUUUAGUUGGUAGUAGUUAAAUAUAUUGGGACCCACGUUGUAGUUGUGUGGUCACAUCUGGUUAUCAAUACGCCUGGAUGAAUGAUGCUCAGUCUUGUACUGAAGGUCAUGCCCUGCCACGCACAUACUGCCGGCAAUUACCAUGGGUUGCAUACCAGUGUCGCAACACUCCGUUACUGAUGCUAGUAUUAUUGCAGUUAGUUACCCAUACUGUAAGCGUUGGUAGAGUAGCAUUGGCAGCCGUGGUGGCGGUGGUGGCGGUGUUAGUAGUAGUAGUACUAAUAUUAGGAUUAUUAGUAGUAUUCGCCGUAUCAGUGGUGGUAGACGGGGGAAAAAAGUUUUCUUCAGUGUUGCGACACUGUAUUCCCGCCAGUGGUAGUAGUAUUAGUAGUAACAGCGGUAGUAGUGGUAGUAGUAGCAGUAGUGGUGGUAGUAGUAGUAUUAGUGGUAGUAGUAGUAGAAGUAGUAGUAGUAGUCCGCCCAUAAGACAGGCUGGUGGGGGAAUAGACAACUAUAAGUGUUGCGACACUGUAUUCCCGCCUUACCGUGUACGAAAAUUAUACAAAGUGGGUAUAGCGGCACACAUUGGGACCCUUUUUCCAACAGGACAGGCGGAUGGGUGCAGGACACACCUUCUGAGGCGGGUGUUUAAAGGCAAAGCGACGAGAAGUCAGAAUCGUCUCCACCAUCAGGAAGGACUUUGUAAAGCCUACCACAGGGUGUACCUGACCAUCUCCUGCACAUGAAACGCCACUCAGUAGGAAAGACUCCGUCAGCAAUAUCAGUGCCUACGUCCCCUCAACGACCAACACCGAGGAUAUGAGAAACAAUUUCUGCAAAGCCCACACACCCUCGUAACAACCAUAUCGAACGCGGACAGACUGGUUUUCGACUCGCGUCGGCACAGACCACGUUGUCCGGGAGAGAGUACUAGGUCUUCUCAAGAUCGGUCGACAGUUCGACCGUCGUACCCGGUGAUGUCUACCGUGCAGCAGACACGGUUACUUUCGCGUGAAGCAGUUGAUAGUGGGAGUACACUUGCGCAGCAUCCACUACACUCUCUCCUCCUCCCCUACCGUGGUCCGGUCUUAAAACAUAGUCGAAAAGACCGGAGGCGAUAGAUGACGCAUGUGGCCGUCACACCCGGACCCGCACACACCAGCACACUCCCUGGUUGAGGAUUCUAGCCAACAACGACAGCGCCAUAACGGGUCGGAAGGAGAGGGGGUGACUGGGCAGGCAUGCUCACGAUCUGAAUACCCAGCUGGAGCGCAAGCGCAUCUACUGGCAGGGAACGAGGUGCCCUAGAGGCGGCAGCGCACACCAGACUGCGAGGACCAUGGGUUGCUGAUCCUGACAUAGAAAAAGCUUACAAUCCUACAAUCAGUAAUUACAACAGCAACGACUUUCUCCGGUAGGUCAGUGCGGAACACAAUCUUUUCCCCGCCGACACCUUUCGUCUCCCAAUGCGCGAGAUGGCAAGUUUGGUGCACUCACAGCAUGCCAACUCCUGGCCUUUAUCCCAGUUCUUAGACAAGACUGGCGCCAAGUGCUCGCAACUGUGGUGAUGUACGGUGUUGACUGCUGGACGGAUCAUUGCAUUGCCAUCUCCUAGAUAUAAAUUCAGAGGCAAUCACGCGGGUGACCGUAAGGCAGGUAAGUUACAUACUGUAUUACCUGACACGGCUGAGCGCCGAGUGAAUGUAACAGCUGUAUGAACUCUAGCCUGGCAGAAAAGCAAACCCUGGAAGCAUAUAUAACUGUCAAAAGCCAGUAAAGGAAACUGCAGAAUAUUAUCCAGGCCGCUGCAAUAGGAGCCCUCGGACGCGCAUGCCGUCAACACCAGGAUUGUCUUAGUGACGGCGACGGAUAAAUUCACACUUUCAUAUCCGGAGCAACGCAGACUACACAUAUAACGUCAAAAUGUUGCAUACUGAUAGAAGUGAAUAGGCGAGUUCCAGGGCGCGGUUCAGAGUGCGGAUCGGGCCAGUCGACUUCUUUUUCCAGUGGUUGAAUCUCCUUCUCCCUCUUUGUCUUCCUUCCUCCCUCUUCUUCUAAAACCGCGUAUCCCAGAUGCCGACGGCUAGAAAGCAGAGGAUGAAGGAGAUGCAGAACGCCUGGCUACUCGCAAAGCAAUGCAAAUGCGGGUAUAUGUCAACCAAGGUGGGGUAAAUGUAUUCGCAUCCAUUAAAGUCGUCUGCUUCAUAUAAGUCAAAGGGCUGCUCCGCACUCGAACGGGGGGGGGGUGGAGAAACCUUGCUGAUGCGAAAAUCAAGGUUUAUGAGGCUUUAGAUCAUGCACUGCCAGGUCGUCCUCAGUUAUUUGUCAACAAUAUGCGAGCUAGCCAUUUACCGGCGAUUUAAAAUGGGCUCCAUCAGCGAUCUCGAUCGUCCGUCCUCCCUCUCUUUGAUAGAUCAGUGCAACAGGCAUCCAGUGGAAAUCGUAUCCGUAUUUGGCGCAACAAAGUCUGCAAGUACAGAGACCCAUAGCUGAGAGAAGAGCUUGCCUCAUUACUCUCUUAAAUGUGAAAACAAGGAUAAGUCACAAAAAAUUUCAAGGAUGCCAUCGUCCUGAAAUUUACAAACGUAAGAAGAGCCAGAAGAUAUUUGAUAACCACAAAGGCAUCUCUCUCCGAAACAUCGUAUAAACAAGCUACGUCGUGUUUUACUCAAUCGUUUGUGCACUCGUCUGGGCCAACGACCCCAUCCAGUGCCGAUUCCGUAAAGGCCGCAGCACAACACACGUGUCGUUCACGACCGGCCAAUCGCAGGAGAAGUUGCAGGAAAUGAAGAUCAGCUGCUACGCCACCUUCUUUUGACCGGAUGAAGGUCCUAGACACAGCGAAUCGCGUCGGGUGUUGUAAAAACAGGCUGAAAAGCGAAUACUAUGGUCACUUUACUCAAAUGAUAAGACUUAUUUACGACAGGAUAAUGACUCGCGCCAAGGACAACGGAACGCGUGUAUAAAGUACAAACGACGUGAUUCUCUAUCGAAUGAGUAAAAGAAAACAUUUUUUGUCCAUGUUUUUUAUGAAAUAUAUUUGAAUUUAUAAGACCAUCGAGAAUCAAUAUUAAAGAUUCAUGCUACUUUAGUAUCCAUUCUUUUCCGAGUAGAGUUUCUGCAUGAGGCCGAAAAAAAGUGCAUUUAAAAGUCAACAUCCUGCCGAGUUCGAAGUAUUAUAGGAUUACGCCGCAAGAUAAUCAGUAUUACCAAUCCCCUUCAGUAACCCUUCCCAAUCGAAAACGCUUUUCAGAAUUUCGGCCUACAUUUCAUGAGAUCGGUCACGCAUUGUAUUUACGACGGGAUGAUGGCUCGUACCAAGAACAAAAGGACAAUUUCUAAAGCAUUCGCGGCGGUCAUUGGGGUUAAGCACGGGCUGCGUACCUGCUCCAACCUUAUUCAGUCUCCCAGGAACCCACGGAAAUUACGAAACUGGUGGACAACCCUCUAACCUCUUUUACAUGAGAGAAUCUUUAAGCGUAUCCAGGGUCAAAGCCCACAACCUACUGUUCGUGGAUGACUGCGAGGUAAACACCAUAACGAAGGAAGUCGUGAAGCAGAGUGCGGAAUUUCUCGGCUCCGGAUGCCUUUGCUUUGGCCUGACAGUCAGCACAAAAAGACAGUGAUGCUGCACCAGCCGAUGCCAAGCGUUGGCUUCACCUAACCCUAUUUCGACGUCAGGGGAACUCCCAAACAGAAGUGGAUAAAGUUCUGUACCUUGGGUGUACGCCCUCAAGAAACAUCAGCAUCGCAGACGGAAUUUUAAGCCGGAUCCACAAAACCAGUCGAGCAUUCGGGUAGCUAAAGCACUCCGUCUGAUACUGUUGCGGAAUCCUGCUUAAUAUAAAAGAGAAGAUGUAGAGAGUCGUUGUCCUGGCGAAACAAAUGUACGGGACAGAGGCGUAAACUGUUUAUGAAGCCCGGGCGAAAAGCACACAACCACUUUUACCUCAACGGUCUCCAAAGAAAACUGAAUGUGAAAUGCCACGUAAGGGUCUCGAACGUUGAGAUCCUGCAAAGCUGAGGUUUAUACGACUGCGAUAGACAGGCCAUUUCAUGAGAACGGAUGACAAACGCCAGCCCAAGUGUCUGUGCUCCGCCGACUUAACUGCAGACUGUCAGAGACAAGAAGUAUAAUUUUGUCAGCCAGUGCGUCUACGUCCAUCUUCGGUCGCCUUGACACGCUCUGGCCAUCGAAGCCUAGUGGGCGAGAAAAAAGUGCGGUGAAUGUGAGCAGGUGUUUCUUACUAUGAACUAACUGAUGCGAAAGUCACCGGUCCUGGGCCGACUAUGCUGUAGGCUACACGAUGGGACGUCGUUGCUGGCGGCAGCCAAACUGUCAUGUGUUUAACCAACACCUUGGUCUAUCCUUCAAGCAAAUUAUGAUGACUUUAAAUAUCGUGGAGAUUUCAUAUUCAUCCUUUGCGUUGCAGCCAUAAAAGCUUAGUGGUCUUAGUAAAACCUAUUUUUUCAUUCCACAGUUUAUUCCACAAACGCUGCCUCCACUGAACACAACACUGGGCCAUUCGGGAGAAGCCGUUUGGCAUAAGGCAGCAGAAUCAGGCGUGGACGUAUUCAUUGCCCUACUAAUGGUCUGCUUUUCAAUGACAGUUGUAAGGUUUAAGGGAAGUCACUUGAUUCGACGCCGGGUAUGUAUGACUUCAAGUUGUUUAAUUUUACUGACCUAACCUUAAAAAAUACCAUAUCCGCACAGAUAAUAACUGCAAACUGAUGGGAUGCACGAUGCUAAAAAGGGUAUCGGAGAUGAAACUCGCCCACUUAAAACAUACUCAAGAUUGACAAUUGCCUAAAAAUUAUUUAUUUGGCAAACACGACCUUAUUGGGCAAUUACGCACUCCCUACCUUCUCUUGUAAACAUUAACAAGCCAGAAUCGCUUAAAAAGACGUUUUGCUGCGCAUGAAGGCCCAUUAUUUGAUUCUGCAAAAUAUAGUUCAGAUUCUUCUUGCAAAAAUUGCUGUUUGUUUCUCAAAUACCACACAUGACAGCAAAUUCUUCGGUCUUUGUGGCAGUAAGCACAGACGUUAUAGUAGCUCACUGUCCAGAGUAGCAAUCGCCAUCGCUAGCCCCGCCAGGAUACAUCACGCUGAGGUUCUGACUGUGCAUCCGUAAUCUUGAAACCUCAGGCAAUAACAUAACAAACUUUAUUCACUAAAAGUACGAAGUAUUAGCUCAUGUAAGUAGUUAAGCACGACAUGCACCAAAUCUCAUGGUAUUUUGGAUGAAAUGGUUCCAUGAACUGACUGCUAUUGGCGAUUGUCAAAAUGUAGCUGUAAGUCAGAUAAAUUUGGAACAUAAUUGCACAUUGGUUGGUGUCCGAUGGAACACAGGUCAAAGGCCUUCAUUAUGUUCGUUUGUACCGCACAAUGAGGUCCAGCCAAGUAACGAACACUGUUCUGCUUUUUUCGAAGUUCAAAGGUGGUCAUGAAUUUUUAUUUAUCUCGUAAUCAAGUUGAACAAAUUGCUUCAGCGUUGGCAAUGCUGGGUAAAGGGCACUGCGUUUAAAAGCCUUGGUUGGUGACUAAUUUUGACACACAGUCGAUGUUUAGCAUGCUCAUAUGACUUUAAAGCGCAUAAUCAUAAUCAUCAUCAUCAUCAUCAUCAUCAUCAUCAUCAUCAUCAUCAUCAUCAUCAUCAUCAUCAUCAUCAUCAUCAUCAUCAUCAUCAUCAUCAUCAUCAUCAUCAUCAUCAUCAUCAUCAUCAUCAUCAUCAUCUGUAUUUUGUAAAAUAAGUUUCAGAAUUUUCCCAACGAUACGCAAUUAACUAGGCAAAAACACAAGUGACUCAGGCUUGAAGAAGUACUAGAGCCUUAUAGGUGUAAGUUUUCGAAAUCCACGUUCGUAGAAAAGAUUACCUGCGAAACGUCUAGCUGACAAGCUUUUUCAGGUUGCAUAAUGUCUGUUGAACGUUAAAAGAAAAGGACUUACCUAUCACCAGAGCGGCAGUGGAAAAUAAAAGAACUGUUAACACUUUCAAAAAAAUUCCGGCUAGAUUGCAGUUGGUAGCCAGGCCCUGUAUUAGAGGUGGCUGGGGGGGGGUUGUUUACUGGGCCUAUUUUGUGGGGUCCCGUAAGCACAUCUGACCUAUUUGGCUUCCGUUUUACGCUUGAGGAUAGGAUUAGGUUACCGGUUAGUGGUUUUCGAUUUUCGGGUUAGGGUUACGCAUUUAGGCUUAGGUUUUCGAGUUACGGUUAGGGUUUGAGCGUAUGAUUAGGUUUCAGUAUUACGGUUAGGUUUUUCAGUUACGGCUAUGUCUAAGGGCUACGGUUACGUUUACGAUUUCGGUUAAGGUCAGGGUUAGGGUUGCCGUUAGGGUUAACGGUUAACGUUUCAUGUUGGAGUUAGGGUUAGGUUUAAGGCUAGGAUUAGGGUUAAGGUCGCCACCCGCUUCCUCAUUCCUGGCUACCAACUGCGAUCUAACCAAAAUUCCUAUGCGCAUUGAGUUUUCAGUUGACAUCCUCGUGAGUGCGCAGAGCACAUCCGCCAAGAAAUAUAUUAAGUCGAAAAACCCCAUGUUUGUGCGCGUACCAUUCCAUGUGCCAGUUAGUAAGUACCGAUCAUGGCCUGACAAAUGGAAUGAUUUCCGGCUUGUUUUCAGUCGCGGUACAGUGAUAACGAACUCACAGGUCGUGAAUAAACGGGCAUAUUACUUAUGAGAUGAUCACUUUGCCAGCCGGUAGUGAGUUGAUGCCCGACCAGCUUAACAGGCACUCUGGCUUGCAGGCGUGUAGUUGAUAUGUUGCCUGGUAAGGAAGGAUAAUAACUUUAAAUGUGCCCUUUCUGUCUGCGGUAUCAUUGGCAACAUUCGAUGACUAAUGAUUAGUGGUUGCUAUGUGAUCGUUCGGUGGUGAAAAAGGGGUUUGAAUGUUUAGUCUGUCUUGAUUUAUGAAGGUCGGUCGCACGCAUUUUCGAAGACGCACUAUCGAAAAUUUGUUUGAAUGCAUCUUCCAAAUUUUAGAAUUUGCGUAAGUGGUGCUAGCCAUCGAAAAACUUUUAAAGGGUCUGUUUUAAUAAGAGGAAAGAUUGACCCGAAAGUUUUUGAUUAAUAUUCAAAAUUUCCAGAACUUGUUUGCUAGAAGUUGGCCUUGAAGUUACAUUCCUAGUUUAAUGGACAUCCCCAUCCACUGAGUGCGCUUUUUAAAAGCAGAUCUUGGCGAAGGCAGUUUUUCCGAUAAUUACUGCAUGGUCUGACGAGGAUCUGCCUCAGUGGUUGCGCACUAAAGGUCAUUAUCCCGUUCCAGUGGUCUUAUUGGGCGAAAGGAAUAGGAGUGUUUGAAAUCGCCAGUACGCAGUUUCCCAAACAAACGAUGACACUUUCGGAGGCCUAGAGCAUUUAAAACACUUUAGAUUAUUUUGGUAGAGGUUUUUGCGUUGUCUCCUUCGUAAAAUGCGCACGGCAUGCAAUGAGGAGCAUGACUGUAUUCGGAUCAUAUGCCUCCCUUUUUGUUGGGGACUAUUAAAAAACAGCAUUUAUACGAGAUUUGCAGAGCACAUCGUUCAAAUAAGGCAGGCAUAAACAGUUAAUAACUAUCAAAUUAAGACCUCUAAAACUCUGAGACCUUGUAUAUACUGCGGUGCCUACAAUACGGGUCACGAAGUAGAUGCGUUGGACUAACACGGGGGUCAUAUCCGAUUCUGACAGGCGCAACCUAACAAAUGACAACAUUCGAGGUGGGGUGUGGUGGCUGCCCAGUGGUCGGCUCACGUCGUACGCACCGGAAUCUCUGUUGCAUUCCCACUUUGUUGUUGGUUAAAAUCCUGGUCAGGCUAAUAAAGCUCUUGUCCCACCGAUCGUGUCUCCUUCUUCAAGACUACUUCCUGGGACUCGUUUCUUCGCUUCUAUUGGCAAAAUGCUGGUCACUUGUUAUGUGGAGCGUCAAGGUGCGGACUCGGCCGUGCCAUCCACCUGCGUCCUCCCCGCCUCCGCCUUUUUGACUCUGUCUUGACACCGGGUGCAGGUGGGGAAGGCGAAGGGAGUGCGAUAGAAGCAUCGCAAGUCGAAAUCCACCAUAAAGUAAAUCACGAGCAAGGUACCGUGCCCGCUUCACCUUACUUGGAGUACACGGUUGACAUCGUCGGCAACGACGGUCGAACUGUCGCGUAUACUGCGACGCUCAAAUAUGCUCCUAAAAUGAAGAAAAUCCGAAAUAGUAGGAAUAUUUUCGGAUAUUUUUGUGACACUUCCAAAAUAGGAAAGCUCACAUACCCUCUAAAGAUAACAGAAUAUAUUGGUUUAGUUUAAUUCGGCUAGAAAAUAAAUGGGUACUCAUGAAGUAAACUCAAAUGUAUUUGUGAUGUAACACAGCUGACAAAAAAAUGUUGAAUGUUUUUAGGUUUCAAAAGAGUGUGCAUUUGCCAAUUUAACCGGAUAAGAAAGAAGAAAGUCUGCAUUGUAGUGGACUACACCAUUAAAGAUUCGCGUAUCUCUUUCUCCUGCGACAGUGUUGGAGUACGAGUUUAUACAAUAAAUGUAGGGCAUUUGAUGAACAAACUCGACAACCUUUUUUCUACAAUUCAGAUUUGUCGUCGCACUUGUGCUUUUACAACUCCAAAUGAUUUUCGAUCUCCAGGUCAACUGUUAUGCAUGACAUUUUUUCGCAACUGCUCUAAAUAAAGCUUGCCCGAAAACGAAUUUGGCAUUUUCAAUCAUACACAUAAGGUGAUGACCAUCGUGAAGCUUCUAAAAGAAAGUGUUCCAAAGUCACUUUAACUUCUGCAUAUCCUUCGUUCACAAGUUAACCAGCAGACACACUUCUUCCUCUUCAAAGGUAAGAUUUUGGGUAGGUGCUAUGAACGUUCCGCUUGGGAUGAUUGCAAUGUCGGCCGUGAACCGCAUAUUCUUCUGGGCUUAUGAAAUUUCCAGGUUGCGCAUUCCACCCGCGAAUCACCUCAAUUACUCCUCCUGGUUUAAUGUGCCCAACUUUUCUCAGAUGACUAACUACGGCACAGUCUCAGCUUCUUACGCUCAGGGGCGCGCGGCUAUCUUCGGACUCAUUCUCGGUUUCCUCAUCUUUGUCGAGAUUGCACUGAACGGGUAGGUUUGUACACAUACGCACAAGAUGCUUAAUGAUGUACAGGUAUCAAAAGCAGAAUAACUUUAUCUUAGAGGACAACUGGGAGCAUGAUUGCCUUAGGUAAUUGCGACGGAGGUCGAUGGGAAAAUAUCAAAUAUAUUAGCCUCAGAAGCCUCCGUUGUAUACAAAGAACACGAAUAUGUAGACACACGGCUUGACGAUUCAUCUUCAUUGGAACUACCCAGCUUCGAACAAUAUUGUCUCUGAAGUUUUGAACUAUUUUCUAGCAGUCUUUUUGCAAGGCACAAGGACAAAAUUUUUGAAAAAAUACCUUUAAAAAUAAUGCACAAGUCAGGUAACGAGAAGAUUCGCAUUAGACAAAGGAACUAACCUUCCUCUUUCCUCUGGUGAGGUUGUACCUGCUUGAGUGUUCGUAAGGUUUGAUUCCUGUGCCACUUUCAGUAUUGUACCCCUGCGUGGAAUGUCAAAGAAACCAAGUCCGAUCGUUGUCGAUCAUGUGCUUGCCAAUAUCGUUUAUCCAAUAUUGGCUCUUUUCCUUGGACUGCCAAUUAUGUCCGGAGUGCCAAUACGCACGAUCGCAAAUAUGGUCGCUUUGGCUAAGAUGGAACCGCAUCCAGCUCCAGGAAGACCGCCAAAGUUAGUGGAAAACUGUAGAGUAUUUAGAAAAUGCAUAUUUUGUCUGGUUGUUUCAAAGACCGACGACCAAAUUCCACUUGAUGACACGGUUAUCUAAUGAGAGUGCCAAAAGGGUGUUUAGGAGAAAGAAACAAUUUCAUGAUAACUACCUAAAAGUAUGGUUUACAAUAACGCUUUCGAGGGAAGAAUGGUCUUUGCAUUUUUUUGUGAACCGUAAAUUAGAUUUUUGUAAACUGAAGUAAGUUCGGAUUGUAAUAGGAAUUGCAAAGACUUCUUCUAUAAUUUAAAGUGAUCGGCAACAUAUUAUCAAUUUUCAUCGCAGAUAUGUUGGGCCAAACGACUACUACGUGAAUUUAUGCUACGUACAAUUUUUAAAAUUAUCGAUUUAAAAUUUAUGUGUUGCAGUGUUGACAGCUAAUAGUUUUCUAGGACGAAAAGUGUUUUUUACCCUUGGAUACAAAGAAAUAAAGGCUAGAUCGCAGUUAGUAGCCAGGCCCCCUAUUACAGGUGGUUGGGGGUUUGUUUACUGGGGCUUUUUUGCGGGCCUACAUAAUCACAUCUGACCCAUUUGGCUUCCGUUUUACGUUAGGUUAAGAUUAGGGUACCAGUUAAUGGUUAUGCCCUUUAGGCUUAGGUUUUCAGGUUACGGUUAGAGUUAGAGUUGACGAUUAGGUUUCAGUAUUACGGUUAGGUUUUACAGUUAGGUUUAUGUCUAAGGGCCACGUUUACGUUUACGAUUUCGGUUAGGAUUAGGAUUAGGGUUAAGUCUGCCGUUAGGGUUAACGGUUAACGUUUAAGGUUAAGGUUAGGGUUAGGGUUGAGGUCGCCCUCCGCUUCCCCAUUCAUGGCUACCAACUACGAUCUAGCCGCGAUACCUUUGACAAUGCAACGCUCCCCGAAUUCGACCCUGCCUUAUAGACGGCGUCUGGGUGACUAGUUGAAGUUUUGAGGUGGAUGCAGUGAGAACUGUCCUCCCCCCGGGGGGAAGCACCUUUCAGCCUACCAACUGUCUCGCGUGAUUUCGUGGGUCCAUCCGUGACCGAAAACAAUUGAGGGCGACCUUUUGUGAUACGGUUCUCCUGUGGUUGCGACAUCCUGAAGGUGAAGCAAGAGACUAUGGUCUUCUCUCUCGUACUACAGGUUGACUUACAAUAACCUUUAAGGGAAUUCGGGUUGUUACUAGGGUUCAAGUUAGGACACCAUCACACACCUUCCUCCACCAACACCUGCAUCACACAACAUCAUCACUCCUACCAGCAGCAUCCAAUUGCCACCUCCCAGGCAAGUGGGAAGUGUGCGUCUCGGUUCCGUCUCCAUGCGGCUCCUUUGUCGCAUGUGUAACUCGAGUCUGGACUAUCACGGUGCGUCAUGCGCCGCGACUUAGAAGGCUGCUGACUGACGCCCCAACGCGGUGCACGCAGUCCGUUCAGUUGUUUGUACGGAGUGGCGGACUGGUGGGCUGAGAGCCAGGCUGAAAGGGCUCCUUCCUAACGUGACUUCCGGCACUCUCACGCAUGUAAGAUGUACGCCGCUCAACGCCCAUUGUAUAAAAUCCUGGUGCUUGUGUUUGGGGGGCCAGGUCGUGCAUGUGGCGCGCGCAGCCAAGGUCACUAGAUAUGUCAGCCACCGCGCCCAUUCCCUGCACCAGUCAACUGGUCGACUCAGAAAGUGGCUGGGGCCUGGGGAUGGGAAGGGAGAGUGAGGUCAACGAAUCAGGCGCAGUUUCCUCACUAUAAACAAUCUGACGUGCUUGACGCUAUCACGGUGCGUUAAAAGCUGUGGCUUGGAGAGUUGCCAACUGGCGGGAUAACUUGGAUCUCGCAGUCGGCCCAGUGAUGUAUGGAGUGGUUGACUGAUGGUCCGAGACCUGGUCUGCAAUGGCUCCUUAUUAGUGUGGCCUUUAUGGCGCCCGCACUCCGAGGAGCGGGGUGUGACGGCAUGCCUAGAUGCGGCUUCGACCGCGCCGGUUUCCCCAAUUGUUUCUGUUGGUUAAAAAACCUGGCCAUUUGCUGUGUGGACCAGGGGGUGCGGAGCGGGGCGCCAAGGUGCGGGCUAGACUGUGCCAUCCACCUGAACUCUCCCCGCAUCCAGUCUUCUUGACUAUGUCUUGACACCGAAUCCAGGGGGGGGAGAAGAGAGUGCGGUAGAUGCAGCGCAAGUCAACUAUCACUAUAAACUAAUUCACGCGCAAGUCACCGUCUCUGCUCCACCUUGCUCUGGGGCACACAGUAGACAUCGUCUGAAAAGACGGUCGAACUGCCACAGGUGACCUUGCAUUAACUUUCACGGGGGCUCGGGUUAUUGGUAGGGUUCAAGUUAGGACACUGGAAUAGAUACCCCAACAGUGCUUGGCUAGAUCGCAGUUAUGGUUAUGGUUUGAGCGUGCGAAUAGGCGCCAGUAUUACGGUUAGGCUUCUCAGUUACGGCUAUGUCUAAGGGCUACGGUUGCGUUUCCGAUUUCGGCUAGGGUCAGGGUUAGGGUUGCCGUUAGCGUUAACGGUAACGGUUGAGGUUAGGGUUAGAGUUAAGGUUAGGACAAGGGUUAAGGUCGCCCUCCGCUUCCCCUUUCUAGGCUACCAACUGCGAUUUAGCCGAAAUAAAUUUAGAAUGAGCACAAUGCAAAAACGGGUGCCUUGGAGAAAUGUCAACGAAUUGUCAGAACUUCAAGCAGUAAAUAUGCCAUUAAAACUUAUUACUGUCAGACAAUGUAAGUCAGCGGCAUCUUCCUGUCAAAAGUUACAUUCAAAUCCAGAUCUAGAUAAUAUGUAUAAUGACGUUGCACUUGGUAAAAAUCACUUGCACGCUACGUUUUAUUAGUAAUGCUAAUCGCUGAGAGGAAACUGUGAGGAUAUAUACAGUUAAGCACCUUAUGGAGUGUAAAAUGCCAUAAUAUACUAUUUUUAUAAACGAAUACUUUUAUAACGUUGAACAUAUUACGUUUGUCGCAGAAUUCUUGGCCAUGCAGAUCUGACCGAUGCACAUCAAUAUUUAUUUUCAGGGUUCUCUAUCUUGUUGAAACACGGGUGAACACCGCAAUUGUCGGCGUACUGAUUAUCAUCUCCGUCUUCCUUGGUAACAUCCUUCAAUACAUUCCUGUGGCUGCCUUGCUGGGCUUGUUCCUGUUCCUGGGAAUAUUCGGAAUGAAAGGCCUUCGUUUCCGAAAACUAAUCACAGCCACAUUCAGCAGAAGAAAGUACUGGUGCGAAUGGAAUGUGCUUGACGGCAUGCCACGACCACAAGUCAUUGUCUUCACUGGGAUUUGGGUAGCAGAGCUGAUGCUUCUGUAUACCCUUCUAAUUCUCGGAGAGUAUGAAACCCUCAUGAUGGCCUCAACUGCAAUACCAUUCUUCCUAGUAUUCUGCGCGGUCCUUCGAAAUUUUAUAUUGCCCCGAUGGAAAUGGAUGGCGCCUUACCUAGAAAAAGUAUGCAAUAUAAACUUUUAAUGUUAAAAACAUAUGCUAGGGUAAUAAAGGAAACUUAAGCUCCGUCCCAUUAAAAACACGUUAAGCAUACGACUUCAGAUAAGUAAGAAAAAACGCGUAGGCGGAUCUGUUGGAUAAAAUCUCACAUUUCAAUCCCACCAAACGCGGGCUAUCAGUAGUUUCAUGCAACAGUGGAUGCAUUUAACACGAUAUGCAACUCUUAAGAAGUGCCAAUAUGAUGAACUACAUCACUAGACAACUAAGGCUACAAGAAUAGAGCAAGCGCGUCAAUUCCAUUUCCACUAACAUCUUUUGUCCAGUUCAGUUGGACGAACCACUUUUUUAAAACUGGAUCGGGAGUUAAUGUUUCCGGGCGUGUUGUUGCGUUGUAAACUCUACCAAAUAAGAAAAAUUGCAAUAUAACAGACUCAGGCAUGUAUCCUUAAUAAAAUGAAGUUGUUGCAUGAGGAACCGAUCUCGGACGUCUGAAACGCAUCGGCGACGCAUAUUCAAACUUGCACAGCGCAACUGUUAUCAGUUAUUCUGAGUUUAUAUCUUUACAAAAAACACAAUAAAUGUUCACUAAAAAAAUUUAAAAACGUCUCUAGCAGAUCCAAUAGAUUUCUCAGCCUCGAAAAUGCUCCUUAUGUAACGGCGCCUACGAAUAAGGGGUGAGAUGCGAUUAUAUAGCCCUGCCUGACGGAUAAAAUACUGUUGGGGUUGGGAUUAGGGGUUAGAGUUAGGGAUUAGAGCAGCUGCUUCUCAACCACCCAAAGUACAACCGCGUAUUCCCAAUAGUUUUUCUUUUACAUACAAUUACUUGACCUUGUCGCCUGUGCGUUCCCUGGUCCCACCUGUAACACCCCUAUUACCACCGGCCCCGUAUUACAGGUGGCUGGGGUUUGUUUACUUCCGGUAGGGCUACAUAACAACAUCUGACCGAGUAACGAGUACAUUGUCCAAAUGACCUAUUUAAGUUUUCCAACUUCAUAGGUCAAGUAAAAUUUCAUUUUUAGAUCGAUCCUCCAUGCGUACCAGACAUCAAGACGAAAACGGCGUAA
This is a messenger RNA of Spirometra erinaceieuropaei, 39032 nucleotides long. Lineage: Eukaryota; Metazoa; Platyhelminthes; Cestoda; Diphyllobothriidea; Diphyllobothriidae. The record is from the annotation of a GenBank genome assembly.